Camellia sinensis is the source of this 1047-nucleotide messenger RNA. NCBI's taxonomy places the organism in Eukaryota, Viridiplantae, Streptophyta, Magnoliopsida, Ericales, Theaceae. The record is from RefSeq and is a predicted model, not a curated record.
UCUUUAUACAUCAAUUUUAACAUGGUAUCAGAGCAGGUUUAGAACCAAAUAUUUUCGCUUCCCCGGCGGGCGGCAACCUCACCUUAGCUGCCCGCCGGACCUCAACCUAGUCCGCUGCGUCUGCUAGCUCUGGCGCACCAUAACCACCGAACCCAUGUUCACAAAAAUGCACCUCUCCCGAGCUUUCUCUCCGAGCCUCAUCCUUCAAACCAAGACCCCCAAACACGGCCUCCCAUACGAUCUCUACUUGGCCGAACCCACUACUUGCCACUCAAACGACGCCGACAGCCGUGUUCUGUCCCGGUAUAUGCGAUCCGAGUGCAUCAAUUACAGCUACACUUACGAGUCUCCUCUCCCCGUUGGCCGCCUCGUCGUUCAGCUCGCUGACAAAGCCCAGGUUUGUACCCAGCGCUCAUGGAAACGGCCGUAUGGGGUUGGUUUGCUGGUCGCUGGCUUGGAUGAAUCUGGGGCUCACCUCUACUACAAUUGCCCAAGUGGAAACUAUUUCGAAUACCAAGCUUUUGCCAUUGGGUCCCACUCACAAGCAGCUAAGACAUACUUGGAACGCAGGUUUGAAAGCUUCAUAAGCUCUACACGGGAAGAUCUACUCAAGGAUGCACUCUUUGCAUUGAGGGAGACUUUACAGGGAGAAAAGCUCAAGAGCUCCAUAUGCACGGUUUUUGUGGUAGGAGUGCACACAGAACUCACAACCAGACCCAGCUUUUCUUUUUUUUAUCACCCACCAACCCCACUCAACUUUCUUUUAUUAUAGCUACCCAAUCCACCGCCCACAGUAAGUAGGUUUGCAUAGAUCCACACCACUCAACUUUCUUUUUUUAUUUUAUCACAAAAACUCUCUCUGGUCCCUUUUUUUUUUCCACUAGCCCCACUUUACUAUUUCCCUUACUUUAAAACCAAACUUUAUUUUUUAUUAUAAAAGCCAUUAGAUAAUUCAUAUGUACAUCUGCAACUUCUAGAUACACAACAAAAACAAAAAAAACAAAAAACAACAAGCGCUCUUUCACGGAUACAAAAAAAAAAAAAAAA